Messenger RNA from Scomber japonicus (chub mackerel), 999 nucleotides. Its product is annotated as GTPase IMAP family member 9-like. The record is from RefSeq and is a predicted model, not a curated record. NCBI's taxonomy places the organism in Eukaryota, Metazoa, Chordata, Actinopteri, Scombriformes, Scombridae. Bases 1 to 939 code for a protein of 312 amino acids. Gene Ontology annotation, molecular function: GTP binding. The transcript has 4 exons.
AUGGCAACGAGUGAAGACUUCCGACCACCGAGGCAAAGAAGAAGCAGUAAGGAUGAUCCUCCAGACUUCAGGCUUGUUCUUGUUGGAAAGACUGGAGCAGGAAAGAGCUCUAGUGGGAACACCAUACUGGGAAGAGAUGCCUUCUGUAAAGCAGUCCGUCAGUCCUCAGUGACCAGGCAGUGCUGUAAGCAGAGUGGUGAGGUUUUCAGCAAGAACGUGACCAUCGUCGACACGCCCGGCCUCUUCGACACCUCAUUACCUGAGCUCACUGUGAAGAGAGAGAUCUCUAAAUGCAUCAACAUGUCCGCCCCAGGGCCCCACGCCAUCCUACUGGUCAUCAAAGUCGCGCCCUUUACCAACGAGGAGCAAGACGCUGUUAGACAGGUGGAGGAGAUCUUUGGGCCGGAUGCAUGGAAAUACACCAUCAUCCUCUUCACCCACGAUGACCAAACUGAACCAGAUGUGGAGAGGCAGCUGGAGGAGGGAGACGAGCUGCAGUCCAUCCUGGGGAAGGUGGAGAACAGAUAUCAUGUUCUCAACAAUGACAACGCUGAUGAUCGUGGUCAGGUCUUGGAGCUGCUGGAGAAGGUGGAGAAGAUGGUUGAAAACAACGGAGGAGGGCAUUACUCUAACAUCACUUACAUGGAGGUGGUCCAGAUGCUACAGAAGAGGGAAGAAGAGCUCCGAGACUUCUACAACAAGAAAUUAGAAGAGAAAAUAAAAGCUGUUGAGUCAAAGUAUGAGAGGAUGCUGAAAGAGGCUCAGCAGGAAGGUCCAGAAAUGAAAAGGCGAUGCCAGUCUGAGCUGCAGGAGUUGAAUCGGUACUUCCGCACUUUAGAGAGUGGUGCCCGUCAAGUUGUUGAACAAAUGCAGCGAACAGACUCCAUAGAAGAUGCUCACAAGUAUCACAUGACCUUCAAACUAAAAUUUACCUCCUGAACUCUGCUGGACCAUCAAUGGCUCCAUCAUUAGAAAAUCUCUAAUCAUUAACACUGCUUA